GAGCGAUGCGAGACAAGCAGUUCAACUGCAGUGCAGUUCUAACAGUUAUAAAAAUGUAUAAAUAUUUGGUAUAUAUUGAGAUUUUUGUUACUGUUAACUGCAGGGGACGGGAUGAUGGUCACUAUUCGAAGCCUAAGGCUUCGAAUGUUAAGAACCGACCCGCCUGCACCGCAGUUAACAGUAACAAAAAUCUCUACAUAUACCAUAUCACUAUAUAUUUUUAUAACUGUUAAAAUCGUACCGCAGUUAAACCGCUUGUCCCGCAUCGUUCAAACCACAGUUAUCGGAGCUUAAUUUUAGAUAUAAAUAUAUAUAUAUAUAUAUAUAUAUAUAUAUUUGUAUUUUUUAUAUAUGCCUAUGAAAUUUUCACUGUUAAGGUUAUUCCUCGAAUGUUGUGUACAUUUACCUUUACUUAAACUUUGUUUAUCUUAUUUGUGUGAAACAUCGGAAUGCGUAUUUAAUCCACCAAUUUGUCUUCAAAAAGUUAUACUACUAAGUUUUUAAUCAUCAUAUUGUAUUAAGCGACAUCGAUUGUUUCUUAAAGCUCAAGAUGUACUACAGUCUACAGUAUACUAACUGGAUAAGUAAUCAUAAUAUCUAUACAGAACAAUUUUAGAUGCGAUUCUAAAUUUCUUGAUGAGAGUAUACAGUAUACAAAUACAUAAACACUAAAAGUCUUGAAAUCUGAUAUAUAGAAGGGAAAUUUUUUUUUACCAAAUUUUAUUUUUAAAAUGAUAUUACUCGACCUAGCAAACAAACUAAGAAAAACUAAUAUAAAUAUAUAUAUGUAAGUAGAAUAGAUAUGUAGCAAUGUAUUAGUUAUUGAGGGUAAAAUUAAAUUUGGUUCCAGUAAACAAAAAAUUAAUAAGGUGCAAGUCAAAAACCAAAGGAAAGAAUAUUAUUAUUGAAAUGGAAGGUUCGAGUUGAAGGCAAGUAAAAAUUUUGUUUCAUAUUUAAACGGUAUAAUUUAAUUUAUGUGGUUAAAUUCGAUUUUAAAUUUAAAAAAAUCCAACGCAAAUAAUUAAGUGAUUUAAUUAGAAAUAGCUAAAAACAAUUAAAUGUAGAAUAAAACAUGCUAGACGAAAACAUAAAUUUAUCUAUAAAAAUAAGAGACAAAGAAGACAAUUCCACACACUGUUUACUCAUUUUGUUAUUAAUUUGCUAUUUUUUAUAUUAUUUUAUGUAUUGUAAGAAUUCAAAAAAAGAAGUUGAUAUUGAAAAAUAUUCAAUUCUAUAUUUUAUGUUCUUAGAAUUGCGAUUUUCUCCAUUUUAACUUUGUAUUUACUCAUUUUCUUACUACCGAUUUUUUUUUGACAUUUGUUAUUUCAAAAUUCCCAAAAUGUAAGAGAUCCUCACAUAAAAGCAAAUGAUCAGCACCACAAUAAAAUAUAUCAAGACAUAAUUACAAAUAAGUGCUUAUAAUUAACGACAGUGUUCAUCGACAAGCAUGACCCGACCGCAAUUUAAUAACCGUGUGAAAGAAGCUUACGCACACUGUUACAACAUGAAUCUUAUUCAAUUAAAAGUGAUUAACUAUUCAGCCGCAUAUCUUUUAUAUCUUCACGUAGACCACACAAACGUAUAGAUGGAGAAAAAUAACAUUAAAGAAUACAAAUGAAAAAGAGGAAAAAAAAAAACAUAAUACGAUCAAACUCUCUUUUUCUUCUUCUCUCAUCAUCUUUCCCACGCUUUCACGCUUUGCCUAUUAUUUCGAUCUUAAAAAUUAAAUAAAAACAAUUUGGUCACUCUUUUUUCUUUGCUGUUUCAGAAAACUCUUACUCUCUCUCUCACAACGUCUAGAGAUAAUAUCAAUUUCAAAAGCUCUGUUUCAAUGGAAACACUGAAGAAGAAUCCAUCCGUAAGAAGAAAAGGAAAGCUAGCGAGAACAUUCCAGAAGGUAUGCAGCCUCAGAACAACGUCGACGAAGGUCUCCUCCAACAACGGAAUCGGAAUCUGUAUGCUGAAGUCACACAAUAACCCAAACUUCGAAGACGACGACGACGACGACGGAGACUCCGUCUUCGAUCUGAAGAGCACUUCGAGCCGCAGCAGCAGGAGCGGGGAGCUCAAGGUGCGGGAGCGGCGGAGAGCCGUCUUCGAAGCGGUGGUCGCGAAGAUCUUCGCCAGCACGACUUCGAUCAAAGCCGCGUACGCCGAGCUCCAGAUGGCGCAGCGCCCUUACGACAACGCCGCGAUACAGGCCGCGGACACGGCGGUGGUGGAGGAGCUGAAGGCGUUGUCGGAGCUGAAACGGAGUUUUCUGAGGAAGGAGCUGAACAUCUCCCCGCAGGUGGCGAUCAUGCUCGCCGAGAUCCAGGAGCAGCAGAGCUUGAUGAGGACGUACGAGAUCACGAUCAAGAAGUUAGAAUCGGAAUCCGCCGAGAAGCAGUCGAGGAUCGACUCGCUGAAGACGAGCCUCGAGGAGGUCUCGGCGGUUAACAAAUCGAAUGAGAAGAAGCUAACGGCGAGCGGUUCAAUCUCUCCGUUAGAUAACGUCGCGUUCUCGAAUUUGAAUUUGAGCGGUUACGUUCAGAUUCUAGGGUUUACGUUGAGAUCGGUGAGAAGCUUCGUUAAGUCUAUGGUGAAGGAGAUGGAGUCGGCGAGCUGGGAUCUCGACGCAGCCGCCUCCGCCGCGAUCCGAAACGCUACCACCGUCUUCUCUCGCCCCAGCCACCGUUGCUUCGCGUUUGAAUCCUUCGUUUGUUGUAAAAUGAUGGAGAAUUUCGAAUCUCCGGACUUCUCGUUACCUAACGUCGACGAGAAACCGAGCCGUGAGCGUUUUUUCAACUUGAGAUCCGUCGACCCGGUUCAGUACUUGACCCGGAACCCGGGUUCGUCCUUUGCGAGGUUCGUGCUUCAUAAGUACUUGAGCGUUGUACACGCGAAGAUGGAGUGUUCGUUCUUUGGGAACUUGAACCAGAGGAAGCUGGUUAACUCGGGCGGGUUUCCGGAUUCGGGUUUCUUCGCUACGUUCUGCGAGAUGGCUAAACGGAUCUGGCUGCUGCACUGCUUGGCAUUUUGUAUCAGCGAAAACGUCACGGUGUUUCAGAUUAAAAAAGGCUGUAGAUUCUCUCAGGUGUACAUGGAAGGCGUGAAAUCAGGGGACGAGUCUCUUUUCUCCUCCGAUGAUAAUGCAGAUAUCCGGGUCGGGUUCACGGUUGUUCCCGGGUUUAAAAUCGGAGAUAACGUGAUACAGAGCCAGGUUUACUUAUCUCCGGUGAAUGGUUUUCCUCCGCCGGGUACUUCAUAAAAACGAUAUGAUACACACAGCUAAAUUCAAAAGUAUAUUUUCACGCUCCGGGAUGAAAAAGAGCGGCGGCGCGUGAAAAAGGAAUGGUGGGACAUGAUUCCUUGGUGGCAGCAGGACUGGCAUGUGGGACCUGUAUUGAAAGGGGUAAGAGAAUGGUGACGGUGACAGAAAAUGGCGCGAGGGACAAUCAUCAUCAAAAUAGUUUAGUGACAGAAAAUGAUAAAAUGAGAUUUUUCUCUUUUUCUUUUAAAUUUAGGUUAUAAAACACAGCAUGGUAGUACGGCAUGGAAGAUGAAUAGUAUUCUAUGUCUUUUUUACAUGUUAAAUAUAACUGAAAUUUGUUUACAAUGUCUGGAGUUGGUCGGGACCAUGCCUGUAAAUAGUUUUUGCAGCUAUAAUUAGUUUUUUUUAAUA
Molecule: messenger RNA, 3664 nt
Organism: Brassica rapa (field mustard)
Lineage: Eukaryota; Viridiplantae; Streptophyta; Magnoliopsida; Brassicales; Brassicaceae
Product: protein GRAVITROPIC IN THE LIGHT 1
Biological process (GO): negative gravitropism; response to red or far red light
Source: RefSeq, a predicted model, not a curated record